Molecule: messenger RNA, 4464 nt
Organism: Drosophila serrata
Lineage: Eukaryota; Metazoa; Arthropoda; Insecta; Diptera; Drosophilidae
Gene: l(3)neo38
Product: C2H2-type zinc finger domain-containing lethal (3) neo38
Biological process (GO): regulation of transcription by RNA polymerase II
Cellular component (GO): nucleus
Molecular function (GO): DNA-binding transcription factor activity, RNA polymerase II-specific
Source: RefSeq, a predicted model, not a curated record
AGACAAGCGAGCCCACAGUUAUAUCCAACUAUAUCUCCGUUCGAACUAAUAUACCCGCUGUGCCCCUGGGCACACUGUCACUGUCAUUUGCGUCGCAGCGCUGCCGUCGUCCGCGUCCGCGUCGCUCUGCCUCUGCCUCUGCUUCUGCCUGGCCCAGUGUUUCCGCUUUCUUUCGCCUCGUUGUAAUGUUACUUUUAGUUUGAUGUCAGAGCCUCGCCGAGCCGGUUGUAAGCGUAAUCGUAAGCGAGACUUUAGUGCGAUUCCGCUCCGUUCCGCCGGGGUGUGUGUCUAUGUGCGUGUUGUGUUUAGUUCGAGCAGAGCCAGAGCAGAGCACCAAGCCAGAGUCGCAGUCGAGAAUCGAAACCGAAAGUGGUUCUCCGCGUGUGUGCGUGUGCGAGUGUGAGUGAGUGAGUGCUUGGUGUGUUGGUGCCUGCUUUUCUACCCCCGAAAAAGCAAAGCACAGCAUAAAACUGUGCGCUCGUACGCGCGCCAGUGUGUGAGUGUGUGAGGAAAGAGGCAAGGAGGAGAGAAGAAGAAGAAGGAGAAGAAGAAAGAAAAGAAAACCAACCCCCACCAGCGGCGGCGGAAAAGAGGAAGAAAACAACAACAGAAGGCACACCACUACCACUACCAUUACGAUUUCCACUUUCCACCACCCACUCUUCGUCAUCGCGAAAACGGGACUCGUGUAGAAACCGAUCGAGAGAGCGAAGAGAGUGCGACCAAAGCGAUUUAAAGGAUUAUUACUAUUCCGAAGAGGGCCCCGCGUGGCCGCGUCGACAUCCGCAUUGCUACAGCCGCCCCGCCGAUCCUGACAUGAUGAACUUCUCCGCGUUCGGCGGCCCCUUCUCCGGCAUCCAUCAGUUUGCCGCUAAAUUUGAUGCUCAGACGCCCGGCGCCUUCGGUACGCCCCCCGCCGCCGCCGUGAAUGCAGCAGCCGCUGCGGCUGCCGCCGGCACCGAUAACCAUGUGCAGCGCUAUCAGACCAAUGGCAAUCACUUUAAUCAGAAUGUGCCCAACGUUUCGGCUGCCAACAACAUGCAAUAUGGCCAGAAUAUAUCCAUACCGUACUCACAGCCGCAGGGUGAUCUGAACUUUCUCAAUGCAGCCGCUGCGGCCGAUCAUAAGGGUAAAAUCCAUCCAAAAAUCGAACGUGACCGGGAAGAAGUCCUCAAUCAGCAGAUCCUGCAAAAUGUGAACCAAUCCUGGCAAACGCUGGCCAACACGGCCAACACGGUGGACUACUCGUCUCACCUGCUCUCCGCCACACUGCCCAUCUCCAUACAGCACUUCCUCAAGUACUCGGAGACCAUCAAGAAGGAGUCCACCGGCGAUGUCCUCAAGAACGGCACCAAUCUGGCCAGCCUGGCGCUGGGCGGUGUCGCCCUGACGCCCAGCAAUAAUGGGGCCAAUGGGGGCCACCACAACGGACUGGUGGGCAUGGAGCACGGCGGUCAUAUGACCAACAUGACGGAUGCCAACGGUGCGGCGCUGACGAAUGGAGGAGGAGCCAGCAAUGGGGUGAAUGGCAAUGCCAAUGGUGCGGUGAGCAAUGGCGGCGCCGGGGCGGUAUCGAGUACCGGAUCCGUAGGCACUACGAACGCUACCGGCACCACCGGCACGGCAACCGGCAAGAAGACCAAAAAGAAGAAACCACCAAAGGAGAAGAAGCCGCGCCCCAAGCCUGGCGAGAUCCGCGAAACAAAAGCACUGGACGGCUCGACGCUCUACUGCUGCCCAGAGUGCCAGAUGGCCUAUCCGGACCGCAGCCUCAUCGAGCAGCACGUCAUCUCGCACGCCGUAGAGCGGCGCUUUGUCUGCGACAUCUGCAAUGCGGCGCUGAAGCGCAAGGACCACCUGACCAGGCACAAGCUCUCCCACAUACCGGACAGGCCGCAUGUGUGCAAUAUCUGCAUGAAGUCCUUCAAGCGCAAGGAGCAGCUAACUCUGCACAUUGUCAUCCAUUCCGGUGAGAAGAAGCAUGUAUGCAUUGAGUGUGGAAAAGGUUUCUAUCGCAAGGACCACUUGCGUAAACACACGCGCUCCCACAUCGCCCGACGCGUCAAGUCGGAGGUGUCGGCGCAGAACGUGAACGGAUCCGGUGGCGGUGGAGGAGGAGGAGGCGGCGGUGGCGGUGGAGGCGGCAACAGUGCGCAGAACAACGCGCUGCACGGCUCCUGAGGAUCGUACAAGGACUUCUGGUAAACUCCCAGACGAAUUUCAAGCCAUAAUGGGCGGCCGGGCUGCUGGCGGCGGGGGGCGUAGAUCCAGAUCGUAUCGCCUGUGGCCGUUAGCAGUCGAGCUGCCUUUGAAAUUCGCUGGGGGCUUACCGGGGGUCCUGCUGAGCGUCACCCAACUCCAAUACAAUAACCCUCAAGAAUAAACACGAGUUAUACUUACUGGAUGCAAGUAUUAGUACGAUUUUGUUCACGACACUUUCAGUUCUUUAGCUUUAGUUCUUUCAGUUGAGAUUUUCGCACAAAACACACUAGCAGAGUCGAGCAAAAAAAAAGUAUAGCAAUCGAAAUGUACAAAUCAGCAGAAUGACAGAUUUAAAUUCGAGUUUAGUAUGCGCAUAUGUUAGGGGAAGAUAACGCCGUCGCGUAGCUUUCGUUUCUCAUUUUUUCGGGGAUCUGUGAUCUGUAGUCGCUGCAUAAACAAGAAGGAAAAACGAGAGAUGAUCGAUCGAACGCUGCUCUAAGAAUAAGUUAAUAUGUGUCUGCAACCGAUUUACUAUAUAUUGUAUGUGCAAUUUAUGAACCUCUUAAUUUGCCUUUUGUUUUGGUUGCCCUUGUGGCGCUUUUGUUCACUACAACACACACGGUACACGUGUGCUGUGCUCCCUUGGAGAGAUUCGUCUAGAAUUAUGCACAUUUUAACGAAGUAAGAGCUGCUCUAAAAGCAAAAUUUAUACUUCUAGUCUUGUAUUUUAUUUUACCAAUAGUAGGCAUAGAGAGGGAAACCCCGAAUCGAGGUCACGUAAUCUUAAGCUUUUAAACUUGAAUGUUCAAAAGGAAACCUUCGACUUGGACGCGAGUCACAGCAACAAACACUAGACAGCAGACACGACUUGCAUGCGUGCAGCAUUCAUGCCCAACUUCCAGCCAUCGUCAUUGUUUGCCAGCAAACUGCAAUAUCUACCACAGUACAGUACAGAACCACAUAUAACCAAGCUUACCAAUCCAAUACCGAUAACUGAUAACCACAAAUAGCGUUAAGAGCCACAAAAUAUAUACAACAUACAGCAGCAGCAGCCGCAGCAGCAGCAAUAGCCAUAGGAUCGCAGCAGAUUACAAAAGCAAAUGCAAUGCAAUAACCGAAACACAACUGUAUAAAUCGAUAUUUUUAUAUAUAUAAAUACAAAUGAAAAGAGAGAGCAUAUGAAAACCGAAUAGGAAUAUAAAGGCAUAAAACAAUAACCGAAAUAAAGUGCAAACACUUCGAGCAAGUGACAACGUAAUUUACUGUUCAAAUACAAAGCAUUUUUUGAGAUUAACGAUUAACAGAGAUCCAUAUGCAGACAUAUAGCGAUGCAGCAUACACUUGUAUAGUUAUAUACGCAGCUUCAACUAAAUACGCUAGCCAACAGAUACACAUAGAGAUAUAGAUACAGAUACAAAUACGGAUACUGUAAAGCGAACACUUCUUCCUUGUUUGUCUCGAUCAAUCUGCAAAUUUUGCUAAUGACCCACUGAGCUCGAACUUUUGACUCUGUUUCUGAAUGGGGGGAUUGCUACAAUUUCAUGUACAUUCUUAAGAUAUUAAAUUAUUUUAUUCUUGUAUCUGUGAAAUUGUAUCUAUUCCUAAUUUUGUGAAAUCAAGAAAUCAAAAGUUCGAGCCAGAGCGACAUUUUCACACUCCAAAUCAAUCUUUUUUUGGGCACAUCUCACACACACACAGAAAAAGAUGCUUAAUCAUUUCUUAAGCUGACAUCGAGAGCUGGUGUAUCUAUUCGAUGCCAGAUCUACUAUAGUAGCUUACAGUGCAGUUUGUAAUUGAAACACUUGCAGUGAAGUACAAAUAUUUUAACGACAGCAGCAGAUGCAGACGAUGAGAAGGGAGCCACGACACAAUACAGCAGCUACAUAGGUAGUUGCACAUAUUAGCCAAAAAAUAAUGCAAAACAGAUCUAAAUACAGUUACUACACUAGAGGGCAGCAGAAUAUAUUAUUAACGCGUUUCGUUGUUGGCCCCAAAGGCGGGGGCCCAGGAUACAAAUUGUAAAAAUAACGUGACAAACUUAUAAAUAAUUAAGCUACCUUCAGCGUAAACAAGGAGUUAUUAUUUGCCAUUGAUUUUCUUGGUCUCUCUCUUUCACCCACUCAAUGUCUCUCUCUCUCUCUUGACAACACACACACACUUAAAUCGAAUAAGAGAAUAUAAAACAAUAAGUUUAUAAAGUAAAAGUUGCAAUAAAUGACAAACAAAUGAAAUUAAAUCACUCAGGGAUAAAGCCUCCAAAAG